AUGACGACACCUUAUAGACUAAAUGGAGCAACAACAACAACAACAAAUGGUCAAUGGUAUCAGUUUGAUCCUAAUGUACAUUAUUAUUAUGAUGAGCAAGGUCAUAUACACUAUUAUGACCCUAAUACAAAUCAAGAGUGCUUUCCAUAUACCCCCAUCUCUCGACAAACAACGCCCGAUGUCCUACUUCCCUGUCCCGAUCCGCAUUGUACGGGUGAAAACAAGCCGAGGAGUAAGUUUUGUGAGGAGUGUGGUCGUCCUCUGACGAUGUCUAGAUCAGCUACACCGCUGUCAUCUGUCACUCGCGCUCUUUCGUUGCAACAGAUUAGCGAUCCAUAUGCUCUUCAGAGGUCAGCCUCGCCUCGUCCUGUGAUGAACCAACAGAUGCAAGAAAAUGAUUUUCUUGCUAGAAAAAAGGGAUGCCCCAUCGUCGCAUUUGGAUUCGGUGGCAAGAUUGUCGUUUCCUUCCCACAGCGGGUGCCAGACUAUUAUACGUCCACGAUUCACUCUCGGCCUGGGCCUAUCAAGAUCAAACAGCUCAAGGAAUAUUGUCAGCCUUCUUCUUUUCCCGGCCCUAUCUUGCAUGAUAGUAAAGUGGGAAUCAAGCAAAAGAAAAAGGACGUUGCUGCCUAUAUCACUCAAAGGCUCGAGAUAUUUGAGAAGGAAAAGACGUCGUUGUUACCAGCGUCUGCAGAAUAUCACAAGUUGGAAGCAAAGAUGCUACUAUGGCAACUGAUGAAGGUCUAUGUUGAAACAGAUGGACAUAUUGAUGACAAGGACAAGAUGGAUCAAGCGAUAUUAGAUGUCUUACGUCCUUCACUUCCAAACGAAGAUGAUACCCAUUUUACAUUACCCGCACAAAAUAAUGAUACCUUGUAUGAGACAGACGAUGACGAUUUAUCGGAUCGAGUAUUAUCUAAAAUAGAGCGAUACUUGAUGCGAGGAGACCGCGCGGGUGCUGUUAAUUAUGCAAUGCAGGAGGAUCUUUGGGCACACGCUCUCAUCAUCAGUAGUUGCGUUGGAAAGGAUCUCUGGCAGCAAGUCAUUAGUUCUUUUGUCGAUCGAGAAAUGAAUGCAACAGCCGAGAUGAGAAGGAACAGGACGUUUCAUAAUAUUGCCGGUAGCAACCAGCCUUUACGCGUGCUUUAUUGUCUAUUUUCAGGCGUAGGAUCUGCUGCAAUGAAAGAAUUUAUACUAAAUGAUAUCCAGUAUGUCAAUGCACCCUACUGUCCCGCAACAGCAAAACCAGUAGUUGAUGUGAAGCAACUAAGCAGAUGGAGAGAUACAAUAGCGAUUAUUUUAGCUAAUCGAACCCUGAGAGAUUCUGAGGCACUGACCGCAUUGGGAGAUAUCAUGAAAGAGCACGGCUGGAUUGACGCAGCUCAUAUCUGCCAUCCAUUCGGGCAUAGACAUGAUGAACGUUCGACUGACAUUGAUCGCCAUCACUUGAAGCAUUCUGGAUGCUUACCAUUCUUGCAAGGUUACAAGUUAGCUCGUGCCUGGACUUUGGCAGAUCUUGGAUACUUGGAUGAAGCAAGACGAUACUAUGAGGCAAUUGACGAAGCUGUCCGUUCACACAUAAAGAGUAGUCCGUACCUGCAUCAACCUCUGAUCGAUCAAUUGUCUGCGUUUAAGGCUUACUUGGAAAACGCAUCUGGUAGAAAAUCAAGUGUCGAUCCUAGUUCUUGGCUAAAACCAAAUUUCCAAAAGAGAACACUGACCUCGCUUUGGGGAACCUUGGAAGGAAGCUUUACGAAAUUUGUGAGUGGUGAAGAACUUCCUGCGGAAGAUGCUGCACCAGCACGAAAAUCAACUGAAAUCAUGGGUCGCUAUAACUAA
Rhizopus microsporus ATCC 52813 is the source of this 1839-nucleotide messenger RNA. RefSeq lists its product as uncharacterized. The record is from RefSeq and is a predicted model, not a curated record. NCBI's taxonomy places the organism in Eukaryota, Fungi, Mucoromycota, Mucoromycetes, Mucorales, Rhizopodaceae. Gene Ontology annotation, cellular component: ER to Golgi transport vesicle membrane; endoplasmic reticulum exit site. Gene Ontology annotation, biological process: Golgi organization; autophagy; COPII vesicle coat assembly. The transcript is spliced from 6 exons. The coding region runs from base 1 to 1839 and encodes 612 amino acids.